Messenger RNA from Armigeres subalbatus, 3692 nucleotides. RefSeq lists its product as uncharacterized. NCBI's taxonomy places the organism in Eukaryota, Metazoa, Arthropoda, Insecta, Diptera, Culicidae. The transcript is spliced from 7 exons. Bases 319 to 2877 code for a protein of 852 amino acids. The record is from RefSeq and is a predicted model, not a curated record.
UAGAUGAUCGGUGUGUCAUUUCCAUCGCACAUCUGCGUGCAAACGGUUCUCGGCUGGGUACAUCAUUAUCGACUAUCAAGCAGAGUGUUAACUACAUUGACCAAUGAAACUUGCCUCACACAGCAGUGGGAAAAUGUGAUCCUCUCCAGCUUGCGAGCCAGAGGGAAAGCAGAAAUGCACGCCAUAGUUGCAACGAGUGUCCAGCAUCGAGUGUGUUCCGUUGUUUAGUGCCAUCUCGGUUUUUAAAGUUCUUUUUAGUUGCUUACGAAAAUCCCAGUGAAAAGUCUGCCUCUGAAACAAGGGUGGAUCUGCACCAGUAUGGCGUCUUCGUAUGGCAGCACCAGUUCGCCAGCUGCUUCGAUGUUCAAAUCGCCGCCAACGGCCCUGCAGCUGCUUCUGGAAGAGAUAAACUUCCAGCGGACCAAGGAAAUGCGACAACUGCUGAAAGAUGACGGUGGCUUCGUCGUUCUGCAGGGCACCACCUACUGGACGGAUCUCUUCGUGCGCCACUUUCUCUUCCAAACCGAAAAGCAGCACAGCAUCGAUUGCGAUGACUUGCUGUUCUUCGUGCGCAAGAAGCACAUCAAAGGCUCUUCCCGGGUGAUGCCAAAGUAUGAAACGGAAAUCGAGGUCUUUCGGAAGGAUUCCCGGAAGCUGCCCAUCGGCGAUCCGGAUGUGGACUGGGAGGAGACGGUCUACCUGAAUCUGGUGAUCCACCAGUUCGACUACACGCUAACGUUGGCCAUCUGCACCAGAACGUCACCGAAGGAGCUUCAGGUGCUUCGGCGCCACUCGCAGAAGGUGUACGCAUCGCCCAGCCGAAGGAAAAUGGACACCAAAGGCGAGAGCGAAGAGAUCACCUAUCCGCACAUUUGUUUUAUGGUGGAUAAUUUCGAUGAAGUUUUCCACGACAUUCUGGUGCGAGAUGGGGAAAUGGUCUGCGUGGAGCUGGUGGCUACCGAUAGGGACGGUAGCGUUCAGGGUGUGAUAUUUCUGGGUUCGAUUCGGUAUGAUGCACUGAAAAGGGUCUACGACGCCAGGCAAUCUAGUCUUAGCUCUAAGGUAGCACAACGCAUGUCGUUCGGAUUGUUCAGCUCCGGAGGACCGCAAACUCGCUGCGAGUUCGUGAGGAUGAAAGGUCCUCAAGGUAAAGGUCACGCCGAAAUGGCCGUCACUAAGCCGAAAGGGUCAGGAGUAGAAACCCCUACCAGUGAACCAGGGUUCUGCGCCACGGACAUGUGGGACUCGGAAUGGGAGGAAGACUGCGACGAGUACUACAACUAUCGGCACCAACGACGGCUGAGCGAUCCCAGUGCAAAUCUCAACAACUUCAGCCGGUACGGGUGGCGCACCAAGAACGCCAAUGAUUCAUCCUAUGGUGGAACGAAAGCACGCUCGGAGAACGAGGGACUGGACUGUUUAGCAAAUGAGGUGUCGGAAAUCGAAGCGGGGGAUUUGCGAGACGAUCGUCCUGCUUCUUCGGUGUCCGAUUCGAAACUGGACACCGCGCCCGGUCAUGGAACACUGAGCAAGGCUGCCGAACAAGCGGCUGCGCGACGAAUCAGCAGAAGUAGCGCUGGGUCGGCUGGGUGUUGCACGUGCUUCGGGCCCCGCAAGCGCUGGAGCGACACGGCUUCGGCACAAAUGUCCGACGUGUACUACGUGCACUGUCCCAAGUGCGAAGAGGACACACCGGAGCUGAACGAUUCGCCGGCUUGUUUGAGCACGGUUUCCAAGAGCCGAUCCAUAGCCAAACAUCCGAGCUUGCUGAUCGUGGAAAGUGAGAUUGAGUAUGGGAAUGGGAAGAAGAAAACGUUGAAUAGGAGUGGAAGUUGCGGAGCGGAGAGGAAAAGUCCGAAGAAACCGUCGAUGUCCCCGAGUUUGAAGAAGAAGAAUGUCAAUAAUAAUAAGAACGAGAAUCCUCAGGACGCUGAAGAAGUAGAGAUAGCGGACGAUGCUGUUUCAUUGAAUGGAGAUUUGGGCGAUGAUGUGGUAAAGAUCGGAGUCAUGAACGACUUCGAUGCAAACCAGAUGAUUCGAGUCAAUGGGAAGGAGGAGUUUCCAGCGAAGGAAACUGUAGGUACUGUAAAGGUCAAAGCAAUAUCUCAGCAGAAAACAAACGCCAAGGAAGGUAAAACUGUGAUGAAGGAAAGCAUAAAGGAGUACCAAGAUAAGAAAUCCAAUAAAACGACUGCGGCUUCCACAAUUAAUGCCAUUAACAAUAGUGGCAAUAGUAAAUUUUCUAUAAUGUAUCGUAAGAGUAGUAAUAAGUUGUCCAUAAAAAAUAAGUAUCCCUCGGUGGAUAGCAGUACUGAAAACGCUAACAUUAAGCUUAACCGUAGAAAUAGUACCAGCAAUAGUCCCAGUUGUAAAGCUAAACCCAAGAACGACGUCAACGGUAACUCGGGAGCCAAGAGCGACCCCGAACGGACCGACGACGGGAAAGAUUCAUCGCCGGAGCAGGAACGACGAGAAAGUGCCAACAUAAUGGAAGCAUUGCGUACCCUACGGGCCAAAAAGCUGUGCUCAACGUUGCCUAAAGUGAAGAAACCGAGCUACAACAGUUUCUACCUGCGGCCGCACAGCCUGACCGGGGGGAGAUUGAUCGAACAUGUGCCUAAACGACGCACCCCAGAUGGGACCGACAUCUACUAUUGGUGUGACUAUCACCCGAAGCGAGGAAAAGAAUUGGACGACGGCGCAUAUAAUCCGCUCUGGACAACGAAGGGUUUCACGCAGACUUUCCACUUCUGGAAAGAAAACCGACGCCAGCAGUCAACGCCGCUGAAUGCAUUCCUUACGUACGUUACAUUGCCUUGGUGGAGCAUAGCAAAAGACCUGUUGGAUCAUCGCGAACAACCGAUUCUCACGUUCUAAGCCACCGUACUCAUAGCGGUGAUAUAUUCCUAUACUCUGCAUACUACAGAACAUCAAAGCUGGUACCGUAAGGUACUGAGAAACUUUUAUAUUUUGCUACAAAUUUCAAAUACUAGACGAAAAUGAUCAAAUUUACUGAAUGCUCGAAACAUAAUUUAUUUUAUUAACAUAAUGUGAUGGAAAUUGAGGGCUGGGCAGCUAAUCCUUCUCUGCGACUUUUGAAAUCUAAAUAAUCAAGAAAGAUGCUUGUGAUAUAUGAUCAAUCGACUUAAUGUUUUAGUGUUUCGGAUAAAUGUUGUAUCUCGUGUGAUUCUCUCUAAACAAGAAUAUCAAAAAAAAUCAUAAACAUCAUUCUUGAUCAUUAAGAAUAAAAAAGCUUUCCUAUAGCGGUUGAAACGUAAGCCUGAUCCUUAGGUAGGGUUAACCAAAUACAGAACACUCACGAUAUGUUGAUCCAUUUUAUAAUUUGAGAUUGGUAAUUUCCAAGGAAUUGUAGUCACUCGAAAUUAUGAGUUCCAACAUCAUUAAAUGCUUACAAGGUGUUGCCACACCAUUAGUGAAAGGUUUUCUCUUAUCAACUGUAUCUAGGUUUUUAUUUUGUUGUGUUUCAUGUUAAAAAAUAACUCUUAAAAAAUAAUCUUAACGAUUUAUUGUAAUAACUAACAAUAAAUAUAACAAAGGAAACGUACUCUCACUUUUAUAAGGAGUGAUAAUUCAUAAUGCAUAGAAUAGUGAUCCUUUGAGGGUGACAUCUCUAAAACAGCAGAACAAAUAAAAAACAAAAACAAAUAAGAACUAAGAUACGUAUUCUAAUA